This is a messenger RNA of Seriola dumerili (greater amberjack), 1516 nucleotides long. RefSeq names its product cholesterol 25-hydroxylase (gene ch25h). The transcript is spliced from 2 exons. Gene Ontology annotation, molecular function: steroid hydroxylase activity; iron ion binding; C-4 methylsterol oxidase activity. The coding region runs from base 12 to 788 and encodes 258 amino acids. The record is from RefSeq and is a predicted model, not a curated record. NCBI's taxonomy places the organism in Eukaryota, Metazoa, Chordata, Actinopteri, Carangiformes, Carangidae. Gene Ontology annotation, biological process: cholesterol metabolic process; sterol biosynthetic process.
CUGAACAUACCAUGGAUCUCUCUGAUGGCAGGAUGUUGCUGCAGCCUCUCUGGACCUUCCUCCUGGGACACUCCUCCCUCCUGCGCUCGCCGUUCUUCCCCGUCUUCUUCUCCAUCUCCGUCUACCUGUCCUUCUGCCUGCCCUUCCUGCUGCUGGACUUGCUGUCCUUCAGGUGGGCCCUGGUGCGCAGGUACAAGCUGCAGCCUCAAAGCUCCGUUAGCUGGGCCUCAGUGCGGAGCUGCCUGACUCUGACACUUUACAACCACCUGGUCUUCAUCUUCCCGCUGACCGUGAUGCACUGGUACCUGAGGCCAGUCCACCUGCCCGAGGAGGCCCCGCCCCUCCCCCGCCUGCUGGCUCAGGUGCUGGUCUGCCUGCUGCUCUUCGACUUCCAGAGCUUCGUCUGGCACCUGCUGCACCACAGAGUCCCCUGGCUGUACCGCACCUUCCACAAGGUGCACCACACCUUCACUUCCACCUCCGCCCUGACCACUGAGUAUUCCGGGGCCUGGGAGACUCUCUGCCUGGGCUUCUUCGCUGCCGCCAACCCCCUCCUGCUGGGCGCCCACCCCCUCACCGAGCUGGCCUUCUUCCUGCUCAACAUCUGGCUGUCGGUGGAGGACCACUGCGGCUACGACCUGCCCUGGGCCACCCACCGUCUGGUGCCGCUGGGGCUGUACGGGGGUGCCCGCCACCAUGACCUCCACCACCUCAAGUCCAAGUACAACUACGCCCCUUACUUCACCCACUGGGACCGGCUGGCCGGGACACUGUGCACGGAACAAUGAGCGGUGAAGGACGAGCUUCUGGACUGAAAGUCCUGGACACUUUUAUUUACACUUGUUAAUAUCUAUUUAUUUACGCGUGUAUUUAUUUAUGAACAUGCUGCAGUUUAAAUGUUUCAUUAUUAUAUAACUUAUAAUGUAACUUAUUAUAUAAGUUUUAUUUACUUAAAACAAGAAGGAGCCGAAUUAUUUUGAUCAAAGGAAACAUGUUCCAUGUGGAAAUAGGAGAUAUAUACAUAUAGAAACAGUAUAUAUUUAUAUACUGUAUAUACAGAGAGACUGAAUCAUUGCAGGACUGCAGGAAAACUUGUUUUGCAGUGCAUUAUGGGUAUUAAUUAAUGUUAUUGAAAUAUGUUCUGGUGCAGCUGAGUCGUUAAAGAAAUCUUUAACGCAACAGAAGAAAUGUUCAUAUUGAACAAACCUGCUGAAUCUUCUGUAUUCAAAUAUUAAUGAAAUGUUGUAAUAAGCUACAGGUCAGUGAUUCUGUUCCAGAGUCAGAGGAUUGGCUUCAUUUAAGGUGGAACACAGGAAGUGAGAUGAGAGAGGUAAUGAGGAUGAGGCAGGUGAUGAGGAUGAGGCAGGUGAUGAAGAUGAGGCAGGUCAUGAAGAUGAGGCAGGUGAUGAGGAUGAGGCAGGGGAUGAAGAUGAGGCAGGUGAUGAAGAUGUAACUGAAUGUAAACAGUAUUGUGUGAAGUGACAGUCUGGGUCACCGACCAGUGAAUAAACUUGUA